Molecule: messenger RNA, 5452 nt
Organism: Oryzias melastigma (Indian medaka)
Lineage: Eukaryota; Metazoa; Chordata; Actinopteri; Beloniformes; Adrianichthyidae
Exons: 8
Coding region: 362-4726 (1454 amino acids)
Biological process (GO): cell differentiation
Source: RefSeq, a predicted model, not a curated record
CUGCGCGCAUGUCCAACCUCCCCCAGGUGGGACUUGCAGGUCCUGAGAAGUUUCCCUUCAGUCCCCGCUUAUUUGAUUUGGGUUGAGAGGAUCGCCUGAAGACAGUCAGCAGCUUGACAGCGCAGGAAACACUUUGACUAAGCUGAAGGGAAGCGACUGGGACAAACAACCGCGCUCGUUCCUUAAAGUGCGCACCACGUUUUGUUUUACGGAAAUGCUUCACCUGAAGUUUCCCUUCGGACGCUGAAAAGUUUGGAGUCGCCGAGGAAGGAAGGAAGGAAGCAGCGAGACGCUUCAAAUGGGGAGAAUCCGUCCAGCUGGAUAUUUAUUCUAACAGGGCAUAGCUCCAGUUCGAAGCGGCAUGUCAAACCGUGACUCGCUGGGGUUUGGGGACCUGCUUCCCCAGGAUGUGGUCAACAUUUUUGCCCAGGACAAGAACGGCAAAAGGGGACGAAAGAAGCGGACCCGCUCCCUGGGCCGAGCUUUCGGGUGGCUAAAGAGGAAGAAGAGCAGAAAGCUCACAGCCAACGGCCAGGGCCCGGGUCUCGGUCCUCCCCUGGACCUGGCCUUAGACGGGCUCUCUACUGGGCAGCAAGGAGGAAACAAGGGAGGACACAAAUCUACAAGACAGCCGCAUCCACAAGGAAAUAGUCAUGGUGUAUCAAAGCGAGAAAAUGAGGACCAGAAACUGGCUCCCCCUCCGUUCCAGGAGAAUGUGUUUGUUGAGGCCAGCAGACCCAAGUACCUGGAGGACCUGCACAGCGAGGCCUUGGAAGGACUGAAAAUGAUGCAGCAAGAGGAGAGCAGUAAAGGAGUGGAGUACCAAGACAAUGAAAGCACAAUUUCAACAGUGACGGCUCAAACAGAUGGAGAAAGUACAGGCUUUGUGACGGACAGCACAAUUCCGGACUCGUCUUCUGUGGUUUCGGCUCAGUCCUCGGUGUCAGCCAGAUCUUCUCGCUCUGGACUCAUGAGACAAGGAUCAACAUUUACACCUUUGAAUUCUGGGAAAAAGCUGGAAAAAGGCAAGAGGAGAAGAAGACAAAGGAGAACUGUUGUGGGGAUCCCACACCAUGUUCAGAGAGAACUGGGCUUGGACAGAACUGGUUGGGCGCUGAAUCCGCCUUUACAAGAGGAGCAUCUUUACAAUGGAGAGACUGAUAACAGCGUCGCCUCUGACGACCAGCAAAACCUUGAAUCAACAGACGAAGCUGCUCCCAGCGUUACAUCUGUGAAAAACCUUCAGCCUCUCAGCAAAGACAAUGUUGAGCAGCUCGGUGCCACCCAUGCUGGUCAUAGGGACGACCUGGCGCUGCUGCAUCACUUGGAUUCGGCUUUAACCCGCGGACAGAGGCCUCAGUCCUUGGCGGUGCCCUGGAUGACCACUGCCUCCAGCAACCAGAAGCUUUCCCCCGGCGCCGUCAUGUCCAUGUCACCCCAGGCUGCAUACAUGUCCAAAAUUAUCCCCAACGCGGUGUUGCCACCGUCCAUCGAAGUGGUGGAAAUCAGUCGUGGGCGGAGCCGCAGCAGCGUGCGCACAGUCAGCAAAAGCAGCCUGGUGGUGUCCAGCCCAUCUUCCUCCCGCCCUUCCUCUAGAGCCUCCUCUUCUAGAUCGACUUUAUCCAACAUCACCUCUGCUUCCCGCUGCAUUAUCCCUUCUGUGUCCGACAGCUCCUGCUGGAGCAACUCCGAAUCUUCAGAGACUUUGGUAUCGGACACCUCCACCAUCUUCAGCGCCAGUACCACCAGGCACAACAAAUCUCCGGAUGGAGACUCUUCUGCUAGGGAGGACAAAGUUGGCCCCACUUCAUCCAACUACACCCACAACGGUAAGAUAGUCCUUAAAGGAGGUGAGAAAAAUGGACAGUUUGGACGAAGUAUGUCAAUUAAAAAACCAAAAAGGGCUCCGCCUCCACCAAGCCGCUCUUACUCCCUCCACAACAAAAUGAAGCGUCGUUCAAGAGAUCUAAUGGAACCUCAGUUCGGCUUUGCUGGAAGACCUUCAGUCCAGAGUGAGGAAAACAAUAAUACAAUUGGCUUAUCCUCAAUCCCAUCCAAGAGUGGGGACAGCCCUGGCUACCACGGAGACACAAGUUCUCUAGAUGACUCUUCCGCCUCUGUGGCGUUCCCGUUUAUCAAGCCUAAUCCACAAGAACCAAAGACAGAGGAGGUCAAAGUAGAAACGGAAAAGGAAAAUGUUUCGUGCGAGAAGCAGGAGAAUAAGCUCAACAAAACCCUUCCCCCACCCAAUGGCUCCUCCAAGCAGGAGCCAAAACCCUCUAAGAAGGUCCAAAGCUCACCUACAAAACACAAGAAAAGCAUCUUUGCCAAGUUUCAAAUGUUAUUUCCGGGUUCCCAUUCUCCACCUGUCCCCGAAGCAGAGCUGGGGGUUCCAGAAAAACCAGAACCCACGGAGAAACUGAUGCCUGUGCCAUUAGACACAGUCAGCACCCACCCCUCUGUACGGACCCUAAGGGACCUUUUCAACAUCCCACCCCCACCUAAGGUCCAUGCCCCUCCACCUCCUCCUCCGGAAGUAUGGGCUCACAGCAAGCGGACGUUCGAGUUGAUCUUUGGACCCCCGGCCCCCAUCGACCCCUCUGCCAUCAUUAAAAGGAAUCCGAAAGACAGACGACAACAGAGGCAGUUGUCCUCUGCUUCUACAGAGGGCUCCACCAAAGGCUCGGUGGUAGAAACCAAACACAAGAAUCCAGCGGGAAAUCUGGAGGCUGCAAACAAACGGUCACUUCCUGAAAGUGGGAGAACAGAGUGUGAUGACAAAAAGAACAAUGAAGAGCAGAAUGAAAGUCUAAAAGAAAAAGAUGAGAAAGUGAGAGUAGGGAAUGUGUUGAAUGGGAUGUUAGUGAAAGGUAUAGAGAGACGUCAGAAAACAGAAGAGAAUCAGAACGUGUUAAUAGAAGCUACAGAUGGAAAGUCCAAUGUGAGUGCGUUGCUAAGCAUUUCUUCCUCGUCACCUCCACCUGAACCCCGCCUCCCUCAUCAACUCUGCUCUGGACGGACCACGGACACUACGUCAGGGCAAGUUGCGUCUCCAGAGUCAUUCUGGCCACCUCCUCCCCCACCACUGAGUCAAGUAGGCAUCAGCGGAUCUGAUGAGAUAGACCUCCCGCUUCCGCCUCCACCGCUGUUCGGUGAGGAGGGGCUGUCUUUGCCUUCGCUGCCAGAGGUGAAACCUGCAGACGUCGAUGUGAUCACGACUAAACCAAAGAAUUUCUAUCCCUCUAAGGAGGUGAUUCUUCCACCUCUAGAAAUCCCUCCUCCUCCAUCCUACACAGCGCCGCCUCCUCCAUCCUACACAGCACCUCCUCCGCCAACUGCAGCAGUUUCUUCUCAGCAGGAGGAGAUUCCUGCACCAAAGUCCCAAACUCCUCCAAGUAAAGCUGAAGAGGACUCCCUCCCUCCAGUUGUAGAAGUCUUCCAUCCCCUUCCAGAUACAGUUGCUCCACAAAGCCUUGAUGAUGCUGCUCCAUCUUCUCAAGAAGACGCUUUUCAAACUAUAACCCAGGCAUCUCCAGAGAGCAAGCUCACCCCGCCACAGAGUGUUCCUCCUCCACCAGCUUUGCUUUCACAGCAGCAAGAGGACAUCCCAUCAGAUUCGUCCAACAGUAUUCCUCCCCAGAUCAUCCCACCUCCUUUAGAUCCUCCUGCUCAAGCGUUUUCAGAAACAACUGAUAACUCCACAUCCGAUGAACCCCCUCCUUCACCUCCAUCUGGGUUUAGAAACUCCCCCAUACCAAAAGAUGUCGAGGAACCUGCUCCUUCUCCACCCAAAGGCAUUCCUUUACCUCCACCUUUACCAGAGAAUGGUCUUGUGAGCCACAAGCUGCAGUCCAGUCCUGUUAGUCUAGAGGAUCAAAGUCAAAAGCAGACGGCUGCUCUGCAUGAGGAACCCUCCUCGCAUAUCACCCCCUCCCUCCUGAAUUCAGUGAAGCUGCGCUCCGUGAACAACAGUCCUGAACCUCCUGAAGCUCACCAGCAGACUUCAGAUUCACUCAAGGAAGCCAGUCCCGUCAUCACCCAGACUGUACUGCAGACGGUGAAGCUUCGGUCAGUCAACAACAGCCCUGAACCCCCCGAAGCCAAAGAGCAACCAGAAACGGAGGUCAAACUGAACCAAGAGCAACCCGACGACCAGGCCCCGACCUCUUCUGCUUCUGCUGAACCUCCUCAGAAACCCAUCAGAAGAUCUCUGAUUCUGGGAUCAUCUCCUUCUCUACCUGUCGUUGCUGCUUCACAACCAACCCCACCCACAUCCCAGCCUGCUCCUGCUACUGCAGCUCCUUCAUCCACAACUGUCUCCAUAGCAAAGCCUUCUCCCCCUGUCACCGCAUCUCGCUCUAUGAACCUUCAAGAGGCCAUCCGCAUGAGGACGGCAGCCAGAUCCAAAGAGAACCCUUCGUCUAAUCUCAACUUGAGCCCAACUUCACCUUCAAACCUUCGCAAGUCCCCAACGAGCAUGGCCAACUUCAUCUUCUCUAAAACCAGCAAGAAGGUUGAGGACAAGACGGUACCGAAGAACCAGGAGAUUUCCUUGGUGACAAAGACGACCAGCGAAGAAGUACCAGUAAAGAAGGAAGCGAAGGUGCCGCCACCGGUUGCAAAGAAGCCGAGAACCGAAAGCAAAGGGGCCGAGAUGAGUGAAGACGCGGAGCCGACUGCAGGACAGGAAGCGAAUAAAGAAGGUGUCAAAGAUCCAGAGGAGUAAACGGAAGAGACAGCAGGUACUGUUGGAAGAGGAACCUCCUGCAUAUCGAGACUGAAGGAGACCUGGGACGACCUUAUCAAUAACUUGGAAACUCUACUGCAAAGCUUUGUUUGUGCGACUUAAAAAAAACUGGGUUUAAACAGAUGACUAUUUCAGAAACUGCUCUGUGUAGGAGUUGAGUUAUAUGUUAAUGGUGUGGGUCUUAAUUUUGUCCAUUUUUCAGAGUUAAUAAUAUAUGUUUUGUUUGUUUUAAUUAGAGGGAAUCUUUGUUGCUGUAAUGUUGCCCUCAGGUGUUCAUUGUACCACUGAAAGAGUCCCCUGCUGAUUUCACAGCUUUAGUCUGUACGGGACUUCUGGGAGCUCAUGUAAAUAUCGAAGCAUUUUUUGUAUAUUUAAAAAUACCCAGUUAUAAUGGAUUUGUUUUGUAUGGUUUCUAUGAAAGUUUCCACACCUGUUAUGUUUUUAAAAAAGCUAUCUUAAGUUAUUUGUCCUGUUGAAAAAAGGGGUCUCCUUUAAAAUUAAAUGUAAAAAGGCACAAUUGAAUUAUCUGAAAAAAAGUCUACUUUUUCUCUUUUCUUCCAACCAGAUAAGCAUAUAAAGGCAAAUAUUUCAGCUGCUUUUUGUUACUCACAGUAGAGGCAAUGUUUAAGUUACAACAUACUUUUGAUCAUAUUUCAUAAUAGGUUACAACCGGACGAAAUAAAAACCUAAGGAAAUUAUACAUUU